Molecule: messenger RNA, 2772 nt
Organism: Schistosoma curassoni
Lineage: Eukaryota; Metazoa; Platyhelminthes; Trematoda; Strigeidida; Schistosomatidae
Source: the annotation of a GenBank genome assembly
CGCUUAAGCGCGCUUUACGUAUUUGAAUGCACGUUGUGCUUAAAUAGAUUUAUGGAAGAGGAUCCAUGUGUGGUGCUUGGUUCAACGGUUUCUGAUAUAAAUGAUCUGAAAAAAGAUAUCGUUAGUCUUGGCCGUGUUCUAAGAGCUUGUGAUUUUCAAAACGUGGAUGAUUUAAAGGAUAUUGAUGAAAUUAAUUCAUUCCCAUAUAAAAUGUAUUGUUACGAGGAAAAGAAUGAAAUAACUUCAUGUGGGACUAUUUUUUCUGAUCUCAAAAGUAUCAAAAGCCUUUUAUCCGAUACCUCUAGUGCUUUUUCAUCAUACAGUGAACAAUUACAGACCGUGUCUUCAGUUGUUAACAAACUUUCAGAACUUUCCAAAGUAACAUUGUCCGAAAACUCGUGCCUGGGCUCGGUCGAAACAGAGCAAGAUUUCUAUCACCUGUUAAGUACAUUGGCUAGAGGUCUACAAAGCGGAUUGUUUGCUCGUAUACGGGAACUGAGUACAUUUUCUCUAGACAAAUGCCUAAGUGAAUUUAUAGACCAAUAUAAUGAGCUGAACAUAAAAUAUAAUGAACUAUUAGUAAUGUCGUCUCAAAUACCUACAAAACAGUCAAGUUCUACUGUUCUCCUCGACCAAACUGCUGUCUUUGAAAUGCUUGAAAAAGAAAUGAGCAAUUCCGCCAAAGAAAUUGAACAUGUCCGUUCCAGUUUUGAAUCUCGUUUAAACUCAAUCACUGCUGAUUGGGAAUGUGAACGGUCAAAGUUGAUGACAGAGUUGCACAAAAAAGAAGUGGCAAUCGAAGAAUUGCAACAAUUAAUAGAAUCUAAAGAAAUGGCUUAUUCAAAAGUUAAAGGUGAUCUAGAUGAAUUAGUACAACAAUUCUGCUCAAAAGAAAAUAUUGCAGUCGGUCCAAAUAUGUCUUUAAAUCAAUUACGGUCAUUUCUAAAUAAACUUGAAAAUAAAUGUCCAUGGAUUUGGGACUUAUUCUAUGGAAAUUGCAAUGAAAUAACGUCUACUGCAUUGCCGAAUCCUAUUGAACAGAAAAAGUCACUAAACAAAAUUAUUUUAGAAAGAAACGAGCUUGAAGAUCAGUGGCAUCAAACAAAACAAGAGCUACUCUCACUUAGGAACUCACAUGUUGAAUUGACUAAUCAGUUAAAAGCUAAAAAUGAUGAGGUGAAUGAGAUGUUAGAAAAAUCGUCAAAACUACAACAACGCGUAUCUCACUAUCGUGAAUUAGUGAAUAAACUAUGUGAUCCGAGAAUGGCUGUUGCUUUUGCAGAAAAUGUUCGUCAGAAUUUGUCUUCCAAUAAAACUGAUGUUCAUUGUAGUAGUUCAUCUACUAUUCAAUCAACUCCUUUAACCAAUUCAUCAAGCUCAAUGAAUUUUAAUAAUAUAACUCCUUGUGUACAAUCAGAUCAAGAAAACUCGUUAGGUACAGUUAGUACACUUGUAACAAACAAAUCAUCUUCGCCGUCUUCUCGUAAAUCUUCCGAAACCUCAUCUACAUCAAUCUUCUCUCGCGUCGGUGCUGCAGUUACAGCUAUUGCUAAUGUUAUCACUUCGCCUAAACGUCCUCAACAGUCUCCUGAAUAUUCAUCUGAUAAUAAACGCAGUCGUCCCUCUGUAUCUGUUACAGAACCUACAGGUUUAGCGAAAUCUGAAGAAAAACCUGUUCUCUAUGAUACCGUUCCGAACAAAAUUUCGCAUCCCAUUUUAUCAACGAAGUCGAGUAAUUUUGUCAUUCCUGAAAAACCAAUCUUACCAUCAUCAUCGUCGUCUUCAUCAUCAACAGCCAUUCCUGACAACGGCCCUAUGAGACAUCAUAUUUCAACACGUAAACCACUUACGGAAUUGCCUAGAUCAAAAGUUAAAUCGCCUACCAACCACAAAUCGGAUCAUUUUCUUUCACCAUUUUCAUCUACUCCGCUUUUAAAAAAGGAAUAUGUCGACAAUUGUUCAAAACCGACUACCGAUUUUCAUUCGGAAAAAUUAAAUCCUGAUUUUAGCUUUUUGAAACAUGGACCAUUAGCAGAAAGUACAUCUCAAUUACCACAGGAUGUACUCCGUUCUGUUCAUGCUAAUAUUGGUAAAGAUCAUCAAGAUGCUAAUCGUCGACCAUCUGAAUUCAUUGAUCGUCCUACUAUUUCUCAACCACAAAAUAAGAAAGAUGAAAUUUUUCUUACUCCUGCAGCGCCUAAACCUUUCAAUCCAUCUUGGCAAAUUUCUAAGAAAGAACCUUCAAAUCAGAAACCAUCUCUAGAAGUACAUAACAAUAUGAACUCAAACGAACUAAAUAAAAUCUCAUCAUGCAGUGAUCAGAAAAAACGGGAUAACAUUUACACUAACACCAACUCUAUCAAUCAGAAGAUUCAGAAAAAUUCAUCAACAGCAUCAGCUCCUACAUCACUGCAUAGAAAAACUUCAAACACUAUUACACCACCUCAAGAGUGUAAUCCAUCCUAAAAUGAUUUCUUUUGAAGAUUUCGUUUCUUUUUGAUUGUUGUAAAUAAAUUUCUUAUUGUAAUUCUACUUAUGCAUUGUGUAUUUUUAAGUUUUAAAAUAUUGUUAUUAAUUUCAUUGAAUUGUUAGAGUUGAAACCACGAGUCGAUCUAUUUUUCUCAUUGGUGGUCUAACUUAGAUUGAUUCGUGAUUUCAACUGUGAAAAUGCUACAAACUUCACAAAUCCCCAUACUGGUAAUUUCAUUGACAUCACGAACUGAUCAAAGUUAAACAAUUAUCGGGCGUUUCGUCCUAGUAUGAGACUUCUCA